UUUUUUAUAAAAGCCAGCCAACCUGUUGAGUGUCAGAGGGAAGUGCUGAAGGCUGGGUGUGGGCACGCACAGUGGAGAGAGGACGCUGCUUUAGAGAGUCACGCGUUGAUAUCCGUCUUUUUGCGCUGUCGGGCACCGAAUUUAACGACUUACAAGAUCUGAACAGUUUAAGGUUUGAAGAUGUCAAAGAUCUGCACUUUGGUGUUUAUGACAUUUAUGUCCCUGGUGUCUGUAAAGGCGGAGGCUGAAGGAGAGGAUCCCUUUACAUUUGACUACCACAGACUGCGGGUUGGAGGCCUCAUCCUGGCUGCUGUCCUCUGUCUCAUUGGCAUCACUAUUCUGCUCAGUGGCCAUUGCAGGUGCAAGUUCAACCAGAACAAGAGAAGGAGGACAGGAAGCAACGCUCAACAGAUGCUCAACGACCAAGGUCGCACCUGUGACUGCUAGAUAACAACCGAAACCCACCGACAUCCCAAACAUCAAGCCAACAGAAACCACAGAGGAGGAGGAGCGGGAUUUAUAAGACCAAGCACAGGCUUUUGCUGUUAUUUAGAGAAAACAACAGAAUGUAGUUGGCAUGCACCAGAUUUUAGGUGUGGAGCCCUCUGCCUGACAACUGAGCUACUGAUCUUCAGCCUGCCUCUAUGUUACACUCAGACAUAUUGUACAUAAAACUGCGUCAGUUUCAUUUCACUCAACUUAACUCUUCUGUUUUUGAGAACCUGAUUUAUUGGAAUCAACUGAUUUCACAAGCCCCCAAAAGUCUGUGAAAUAUAACAAAAAGAGAGGAAAUGUUUCAGAAUUCAAAUUGAAUUGGCAGACUUGACUGACUGAAAUGAAAGUGACAUCAAUAAUAAUGCUAAUGUAUCACCAAAAAUUAUCCUAAUGCCCCACAUAUAUUGUAGGCUGUGUCUGUCAUGACUUCUGGUAUGUAUACUGUACGUGAGGCGAACAAUGAUGUAGAUGUUAGUCACCGUCGGUCACCAACCUAACCUGCAGUGUGUGUUUCAUGUCAAAUCCGUGAAUUGAGUGUUGUUCUUCCCCCAUGUUUUACUUCAUGGAGAAUGUAGUGGAUUGUACUGAUAAAUGAGUCAUGUUUCUAUAAAAUAACAGUUAAAACAAA
Messenger RNA from Girardinichthys multiradiatus, 1123 nucleotides. Its product is annotated as phospholemman-like. Gene Ontology annotation, cellular component: membrane. The transcript has 8 exons. Gene Ontology annotation, biological process: regulation of sodium ion transmembrane transporter activity. The coding region runs from base 181 to 447 and encodes 88 amino acids. Gene Ontology annotation, molecular function: sodium channel regulator activity. The record is from RefSeq and is a predicted model, not a curated record. NCBI's taxonomy places the organism in Eukaryota, Metazoa, Chordata, Actinopteri, Cyprinodontiformes, Goodeidae.